Messenger RNA from Achroia grisella, 1315 nucleotides. RefSeq names its product short neuropeptide F (gene sNPF). Lineage: Eukaryota; Metazoa; Arthropoda; Insecta; Lepidoptera; Pyralidae. The coding region runs from base 96 to 635 and encodes 179 amino acids. The transcript has 7 exons. The record is from RefSeq and is a predicted model, not a curated record.
AGAUCAUAUCGGUCAAGUGACACGAGAGGCAUUCACUAGUGACGCAUUCGCACCGCGCCCGCUUGUCAGAUAGUCCGCUGCAUAAAUAUAAAGCCAUGUCUCGGAGUUGUGCGAUCGUGUUGGCCCUCUGUGGAUUCGCCGCAAUCACAACAUUACCUGUCUCCAAAGCGCAAGGCUUGUCUUCUCAAUAUGACACGUCAGCAGCAGCAGCAGAGAGUCAAAGUGGUUGGGAUGCUCUUGGCGGUCUAUAUGCUUUGCUGGCACAGCAUGACGCCCUGGGAGGACACGCAUUAGCCCGCAAGUCCGUGCGGUCACCCUCUCGACGACUCCGGUUUGGUCGGCGAUCGGACCCCGAUAUGCCACCACAGGCACCCCUUGACGAGAUGGACGAGUUGUUGUCUCUGCGCGACGUGCGCACUCCCGUCCGUCUUCGCUUCGGCCGCCGUUCUGACGAACGCGCUGUACCCCACAUCUUCCCGCAAGAGGAACAAGACCGCGACGUCCGUGCUCCAUCAAUGCGCCUGAGAUUCGGCCGCCGAUCAGACAACAACAUGUUCUUAAUGCCCUAUGAACCGGCUGUGCCCAAGGAAGUUAAAGCUAACGGGUCAGUUGAGGACGACAGACAGCAGUAUUAAACAACUUCGCCGAACAUAUCCACACGUACCUAUAAAUUAAUAUUAUCCGCUCCCUUAAAUAAAUUUCAACACCUAUUAAUAAGUACAACGUAUUGCAUUUUACGUGUCAAAUAAAAAUUUAAAUAUUAUAUAAAAUUUUAAAUGUUAUUUCAAGUAAGUAAGCUAUAUGUACAUAUAUAAUAAUCAGAUAGUAUUUAUUGUAUGUGAUUAAAAAAUGUUAUUCAUGGUUUCUAUUCGGUCGCUAGAUAUGUUAAUCACCUCUCACUUGUAACUCUUCUUCCUUUAUCUGUUUGAUCCUUAAAAUUAAACUGUGAUCAAUUGAUAACUUGUUAAAUUUUACCCUCCUCUUAUCUGGUUUUAAUCAGAGUAUUUUAUAUUAUAAGUACCAAUGAUAUUCUAGUCAAUAUUAUAAUUAAGACUGUUUCAUAUUAUGUUGAUCUCUUACUCAUAAUAUCUUUUAAAUUAAGGUAUCACAGCGAAGAGUUGUACAUUUUAUGAGCUGGGCAAAUGUAAAACUACUUCGCUUCGUUACUUCUAAGUUUAAAGUGAUUGCUAUUUAUGAAAACAGUAUUUGAAAUGUUGUAAUUCAAUGUAAAUCAUGGCGUAACGUUUAUUUAACACUAAGUGUAGUGAAACUAUGUUUAAUUUUGUAUAGAUAUUAUAUAGAGCAAAAAAUUAAU